AUGCUUAUUGAGGGUCGAAUACACUUGCCACUACGUCGUCCACGUCAUGCGCCUCUGGUCUCCCGGAAAUCCAUUAUUUACCUGUGCACUAUCAUACUCUUAUCAACCGUCCUUGGCGUUCAGACGCUCUAUAUGGGGCAGAAGCUUCCAACUUCUCCUACAGGACGCGAAUUUGGUGGGUGUGGAGAUAGUGUAGCAUCAGCAAGAGCUCUCGGCUGUCGUUUUGAGCCCAUGUCCUGGCAAUGGGUCCCAGAGGCAUGCUAUUAUGCUGAGCUCAUCGAGUCUUUCAAAGAAACAACGGAAUGGCGCUUCUAUGGAGACUAUAAGCUGGAGUCAAAGGACGAGCUAGACUGUGCUGAGAUUCUCGCUGGCGAUCAUGAGGUUGUCUACACAUCUGACAAGUAUCAUCUUGUUCACUGUGCAUAUCAGUGGAUCAAAGUGCAUCAAGCUUGGGUCAACCAAAAACCAAUUGAUAACACUGCCAUUGCACUGGGACACUCGAAACAUUGUCUAAUGAAUGUCUUGAAUCCUUACACAGGGAAGCUUGGAGCUGGUAAUUGCACUGCGGAUGGAAUUUGCGUCACCAGGCUAAAAGCUAGUUUCGGUACUUGUGGGUUCUAUUGA
Molecule: messenger RNA, 624 nt
Organism: Cadophora gregata
Lineage: Eukaryota; Fungi; Ascomycota; Leotiomycetes; Helotiales; Ploettnerulaceae
Exons: 1
Coding region: 1-624 (207 amino acids)
Source: RefSeq, a predicted model, not a curated record